Molecule: messenger RNA, 1422 nt
Organism: Sarcophilus harrisii (Tasmanian devil)
Lineage: Eukaryota; Metazoa; Chordata; Mammalia; Dasyuromorphia; Dasyuridae
Product: olfactory receptor 10AG1-like
Exons: 2
Coding region: 105-1028 (307 amino acids)
Biological process (GO): G protein-coupled receptor signaling pathway
Cellular component (GO): membrane
Molecular function (GO): olfactory receptor activity; G protein-coupled receptor activity
Source: RefSeq, a predicted model, not a curated record
AUACAUUUAAAAGAAAGAAAGAAGAAAAAAACAAUGAUGAUGAUGAUGAUGAUGGUGAUGAAGGCGAUGAAGAAGAAGUCUAUUGUAUUGGGGCAGAUGACCCAAUGGCAAGAGACAAUCUCACAAUUGUGGUAGAAUUCAUUCUCCUGGGAUUUUCUGACCUUCCCAACCUCCAAGGGUUUCUCUUUGCAGUUUUCUUUAUUAUCUAUAUAAGUAUACUUAUAGGAAAUGGCCUCCUCAUUAUCAUAACCAAGAUUGACCCAAGCCUCCAAACACCAAUGUAUUUUUUCCUUGGAAACUUUUCUUUUUUGGAAAUUUGUUACACAUCAGUCACUCUGCCCAGAAUGCUGGCAGAUCUCUGGACCCAGAAGAGAACUAUUUCAUUCCUGCAAUGUGCUGUACAAACUUGUUCCCUUUAUAUUCUAGGAGUGGCAGAGUGCUUGCUCCUGGCUGUGAUGGCAUAUGAUCGUUACGUAGCCAUCUGUAAGCCUCUCUACUAUCCUCUGAUCAUGAAUCGCAGGAUUUGCAUCCAACUGGUGGUGGUGUCCUGGAUCUUUGGAGUCCCGGUACUGGUAGAGGAGACAUAUCAGAUUUUCUGUCUCAAUUUUUGUGGUCCUAAUAAACUUAAUCACAUUUUCUGUGAUGCUCCACCAUUGCUGGAAUUGGCCUGUGGGGACACAUAUAAAAGGGAGAUCUCUGUCCAUGUUGCUGCAUUGGCAUUUGUCAUAAUUCCCUUUCUGUUGAUCCUCACAUCCUAUGUCAAAAUCAUCAUUACCAUCCUGAGACUUCCUUCAACCUCAGGGAGAUCCAAAGCCUUUUCCACCUGUUCUUCUCACCUCAUUGUUGUAAGCUUAUUCUAUGGGUCUGGUAGUAUUGUGUAUUUGAGGCCAAAAUCCCAUCACUCUACAGGAUCAGUCAAAGUGUUUGCUCUUUUCUACACCACUGUGAUCCCAAUGUUUAACCCUUUUAUAUAUAGCCUGAGAAAUAAAGAUGUCAUUGCUGCACUGAGAAAACUAUGUCCUAAGUAAAUCAGGUCAGAGAAUCAUGAGCAAAAUAUAUAAAGUGUAGUUUUAUUUUAUUUUAUUUUACUUCAUAGUUCCUAUGAAAAAAUAUACCUGCUUAUUUUUUCAUUUCAAUAAAAUGUGCAUAAAUGAAAGUCAAUUGAGAGGUUGUAUUUGGAAAAUAUAAGAACCUGCCAAAGGUAUCUGUUUUCUUAUGCUAGAUUGUGAAAUAGCUGAACAAAUUGCUGUUACUUAUUUUUUUUUAAAUACUAAAAGACAUCUUGAGUGUAAUAAUAUUAUUAUUUUUAUUACUGACCUAAUGUCAUGUGGAUUUACAUCUUUUCAAAAAAGAUCAAUUUAAUUAUGUAUUGGAAGAAAGAAGAGAGAAGGGGAGAGAGAGAGACAGAAACAGAGAAAUAGA